AUGGUCCUCAAACUUGUACGAGCGCAUCAAUGCUUUAGAUCGCAAGUUUUCUUGGGAUCUCAAGCCCCAUUCGUUGUGCCCAGACGUUUUGAUCCAUGUGACGCGACCGACGACGCUAAAAUUUCCGAUGGUCCCCAACUUUUUGUUCGCGGUGAUUCGCUAUUGCCUCACAGCGAUGUUGACGACAUUUCAGGUGGGCUUCUUGUUUCUGAGGGUGCAUUCGUGCCACCUGAAACUCCACAGCCUCUGAAUGAUGUGAUGGACCAGAAAGGUGAAGGUUCUGUGGUAAUUGAAGUGGGUCUUGCUGGGAUUCACCAGUGUAUACCAUCUAUUGCUCAUAUGGGUCUAUUGUCUGAUGCUCCACCAGAUCAAUGGGCGAAAGAAGUUGCUGAAAUUCUAGUGCAAAGUCUUGUUUCUGUCUAUGGAGAUUCAUUCAAGAUUGAAGCACUUGGUUUUUUUGCUCCAUUUGUUUAUGUCUAUGGAGAUUAUUUUCCUGUAGUUGUUGGCUUAGGUGGAGGGUGGGGAGGAGUUUGGGUUUUGGGUUCAUGGGGCCUGGGAUGGAGGGUGGUUGUUGGAUGGGUUUGGGUGGAGAGUGGUUGUGGGAUGGGUUUGAGGGUUGGAGCUUGA
Prunus armeniaca (apricot) is the source of this 627-nucleotide messenger RNA. Lineage: Eukaryota; Viridiplantae; Streptophyta; Magnoliopsida; Rosales; Rosaceae. The record is from the annotation of a GenBank genome assembly.